Messenger RNA from Sungouiella intermedia, 4266 nucleotides. The record is from the annotation of a GenBank genome assembly. Lineage: Eukaryota; Fungi; Ascomycota; Pichiomycetes; Serinales; Metschnikowiaceae.
AUGGUGGUCAGCGGAGAUGAGCUAUAUCGAGCGGUUAUUGCCGGCAAGUCGCAAACCGUCACUUCACUCCUCACAGAUUUGAAAACUCACGUCAAAAAAGACAAUGUUGCCUUGCCUCUAGUGCCCAAAUACUUCGAAGCUCUCAGUAUUGUCAUGGACACCACAGACCCCGCCGUGCAAGCCUUAGCGUUCAGUUCCAUUUGCCACCUUGUCAAGCGUGUGAGUAUCCAGGAUAGUACCGGCAAAGUGUUGGCAGACCAAAGUUUCUUGGUGCUUCCAAUUGUCAUACCUCGAAUAGCCGACAAGAAGUCAUCCAUCAGUGCAUCAGCUCGUAGAGCGCUCGAGGCAUACUGGCUUUCAGUUCCUGUGAAAGUUGAACAGGCACUUAUUGAUGUGGGCCUUUCAAAUAGGAGCCUGCUCAUCAUCAACGAGACGGUAGUGUGGUUGAACCAUAUCUUGACAGAAAUCAACCCGUACUUUAAGCUAGACGCCUUCUUCACGCCUUUAGCUCAAACGCUCAAUAAGCAUGCAUCCAACACAACUUUGGUUGAAAACAUUAAGGUAUUGUUUGCCAAUUACUACGACUUAAAGCAGAACAAGCUCCACCAGUUUGAGCUCCAAAAAGUGCUCGAGUCAAGCGGAGUUUCCACUGUGUUACGCGCAUCUAUCAUGGGAACGGACGCUGUGCUAAGUCACCAGCCACAGAAGCCUUCCAGAAGUCAUGAACUGGACUACACCUCUCCGUCGGUACAUUCGCAGCCAACCUACAAAUCAAGCAAAUAUGGGUCCAGGCCAUCCACAAGUUUCAAGGGAGAAUCCAAUGAGCCAUCUCUGAACAUAAGCGUAUCCACAAUUAACUCUUCUACAGGGGACAACUCUACCAGCGGUUCAAAUUCUCACAGUGAUUCUACGAAUGGCAAUGGACCUGCAAAUGAUUCUACUUCCUUGUCGGAGUUGGAGAAAUUAACUGAGGGGCUUGCCAAUUAUAAGUUGGACAUGGAUUUUCCUUCGAAGAAUGUCAGCAGUGAAAGCUCCAUACAUGAUUUACUUGUGACGAUGUUCCCUUGCUUUGAACAUAAAGAAACAGAAAAGAAUUGGAUCUCGAGAGAGAAGAGCAUUCAACAGUUGCGUCAAAUCAUCCGCGGAAACGCUCAAAGUGAGUAUAGAUUGCAAAUGUUGCAAGCAAUCAAAGAGCUUUCUGAGGGAAUUCAAAAAGCUUUGCUCUCAUUGAGAACGACUUUAAAUGUUCACUCGUGUCAGUUGGUGAAGGAGAUGGCCAUAUUCUUUGGGGCUGAAUUUGAUGCUUUGGCAGAAAUUUUCCUACCGACUUUGAUCAAGCUUUGUUCUGCAACCAAGCACAUGACAAACACCAAUGCCAAUGUCGCCGUCUCUUCGAUUCUAGCCAACUGUACCCUCCAUUCCCGAAUCAUACAGAGAAUAAGCACCGCGGCUACCGACAAAAGCACGACAACAAAAUCUUACGCUGCGUUCUGGUUGCAAAUCUACUUAGUUCGUUGUCAUUCUCAGUCAUUAUGUUCCGAAAUUGUGGGAAAAUUAUUGCCAAAACUUCUAGCUGAUCCCAACUCCCAAGUUCGUCAAUCUGCUAAAGAUGCUUAUUGGCAAUAUCGGAAAUUGUUGCCAGAAUCCGCAGAUGAACUUCUUGGUAAGCUUGACUCAAAUGUCAUAAGGGCUCUCGAGAGAUCCAAGCCUGCUGAUGAGAAGUUUACAUCGCUGAUGACUACAAAGAAGUCACGUCCAUCUUUGAAGGAAGCAAUCAUGGCAAGGAAUAAACAGAUGCGAGCAAAGACGAGCGAAACUCGUUCGACUUCGAGUUUCCUCCCUCGUCGACCAAACGAAUUUGAAGAAUUUAACCAACGAUCGGUCAACCGCAUAGCAUCAGAUCCCUUGAGGGGCCCAUCUCGAACAGAAAGGGGCCAUGCACCACACUACGCUCAGUCCACAUUUUCUCAUAGAGCAACAACCCAGCCACUGUUGGAAGUCAUUAAGUCAUCGUCUGCUCCACCUUCGGAAAUCAAAUCUGCUCCUUCACUAUCACCUCCAAGUCUUCACUUUUCCACACACUCUGCUUCAACACUCGCCAAACAGUCGCCUGAAGUUUUGAAUGAUCAAGCAGCCGCCUUCGAAGGUCGGAACGACCCCAUACUCAAGUUUCUUUUGUCAUCUCAAGAAGAAUUCAUCCGUGAAGGUGUUAACCUUUUGCGUUAUGCUCUUAUUGGAGACGAAGAUAUUUCCAAAGAAAUAAAGCUGAACCUCAGAAAAGUAUCCAUAUCGAACACUGAGAUGUUGAGACCAUUAUUCGAGGAGGGUGAAAGCUUGUUCAAAAAAGCAUGUCGUCUAUUCCAGAUAGAUGAUUUCUUCAGAAUUAUUGCAAUUCUUCUGCCAGUCUCCACUAAGAACUUAGAUUUGAUCCUUUCGUUAUUUGAGGUUGAACAAAUCUACGAUAGUAUUAACACGCUUUUGUCGUACGUGGCAGACUUGGACAACAUAGUGGACGAAAAAUUGCUUGUGAUGCAAAUUAUAAAGUACAAGUCAAAAAUUCUUGAUAUGCUAGUUCAGUUUUUGAAUAAAGUCAUUUUGAAAAUGCCAAUCAGUGAUGUUAAGUUUGCUAAAUUGACAGCAAACUUGGUUGAGUUGGUACCAAUCGUGGAUUCGUCUUGGAUUUUUGCAGACUAUCAAUUACUUUUGCAAACUCUCCAUUCUAUCAACAAAUCACUUUUUGUUGCUCAACUUUCCCUGGCGUCAAACAGCUUGAGAGCUGAAGUUGAGCAAAUUGUCGGCAUUGAUCAUUCAUUGCUGUAUAGUGGUGAUGUUACAAUAUUUAACAUGACAGACCUCACACGAAUUUCGCCAGGAAAACCUCCAGUUGGUUUAUCGCCAUUAAGGCAACCAUCGGAUUUCACAAUGUUGUUACCACCAAAAUCUCACGAUUCGAAUUUCACUGACGUGACAAAGUCUGGACAAGUCCCCAAAAUUCCCGAAGUAAAGCAAGGGGAUGAAGAGGAUAAUGAAAUGGAUUUGGCUGAGGAUGCAACUGAUUCAGAAAAUCCUGCAAUAGAUGUUGCUAUGCGUGAGGCUUCUGAGGAUAGGGGUAGUAGCUCAAGUGGCCUGGAAGAAUUUCCACUCGCAGAAAAUGACCCUGUCUCAAUCGGCGAGGAGACUCCACCUGAAGUGACUCCGGAAGAGAAUAUCUUCUCCACGCAUGAUUCAGAAAUCAAAAGAACGGAUUUUUUUGCCAAACUCAACAGUCCAGACUUGUCACAUGAGUUAGCGGAUGAUUUCGCUCAAGUCCAACUCUCAGGAAAGUCGAAUUCGAUCCAACUUUUUAUUGAUAAGGUGGAUCCUUUGAACAAGAUAUCGAGACGAAAUAGACAGAUUUCGAUAUUUGAAGACUCCAAGGCUGGCUCGCCUCAAAAAAUUCGGGAAUAUAGUUACACAGAUUUUAACUGGUUCAAUUUUCUGGUCGCAAAGCUUUCAUUGGAUCACCACGCUGAAGAUUUCGAUUCUAAUACAGUUGACGAAUUCAAAGGAUUGUGCAAAAAAUUGGGAGAGUGCAAAUUAUCUGGUACAGAGUUUAUUGGCAUACUUAGAUUCUUACAGAAUGAGCAGGCUCCGGAUUUUAACCACUUUUUCAGCAGCCUGGGACAGUCCUUGGUGGAACAAUCUUUAUGGCAAUUUUUUCUUUCAAGCAAAGCGCACGACAAGCUUAGUGGGUUGAUUAUUACUAAGCAGCUCCUUAUCAAUCGGGUUGGAAUCAACUUGAACCAUUUAUGGCAUACGUUACUCGAAUUGAGUGGUGAGUUUGGCAGUCCAAGUCAUGAGCUCGACGUCGCCAUUAGCGAGACUUUUGAUGAAGCACUCUGCGGAGUUUAUUCAAGCGCUGAACUUUUCCACAUUGUUUCCAAAACAUUGAAGGAGCCUCAGCUGAUUGAUACUAGAGCAUUACGAUUUGCUGUGGAGUCAUUAUUCAAGCUUAUGUCCGCACGAACGCUUGCAUUGAUUAUCAACGAAGACUUGUUCUGUCGUGCUGACGAUGUCUUACGUGGUCUUUUGGAUCACAAAGAUACGCUAGUCCGCAAAUACGUGUUGCAAACUUACGGCAAGUUAGUAAGGGCUGCCCGCGUUAGCGAUGCUUCCGGGGGCAAUAAGUCGACGUCCAUGGACAAGUCUGGAAUGAAGUAUAUUGAUGACUUAAUGGGGCGGGUUACGGGUCCACAGAUGAAGCUAAUUGAGUUCUUCAGUCAAUAG